This is a messenger RNA of Aspergillus glaucus CBS 516.65, 1755 nucleotides long. Its product is annotated as DUF3176 domain-containing protein. Bases 1 to 1755 code for a protein of 584 amino acids. NCBI's taxonomy places the organism in Eukaryota, Fungi, Ascomycota, Eurotiomycetes, Eurotiales, Aspergillaceae. The record is from RefSeq and is a predicted model, not a curated record. The transcript is spliced from 2 exons.
AUGGACCGUUUAAAAGAUAACCACCGACUUACUUACCUCAAAGUCGAAGAUCCACCCGACAGCGCCCCCGGCACGCCCCGGCCGUUAUCACCGAAUGCGCAGCACGCCUUCGAGCAGGGGCAGCAGCACGCGUUUGGGCAGGCGUAUGUGCAGUCGCAGCUAUCGCCCGGGUUCUGGGGCGCGGGGUGGUCGUGGGAGAUUGUCAGCUGUGUGAUUGCGAUCGGGUCGCUGGCGGGGAUUAUCGUGGUGUUGUAUAUUUUCGAUGGACAGAGUACGCCGGACUGGCCGUAUGGGAUUACGCUGAACGCGCUGAUCUCCGUGCUGGUGACGGUGAUGAAGGCGGCGAUGGCGUUUCCGAUUACCGAGGCGUUGUCGCAGCUGAAAUGGUCGUGGUUUAAUGAGGGGAAUAAGUUGAGUGAUUUGGCCUUGUUGGAUGCGGCUAGUCGGGGGGCUGUGGGGGCUGUUGUUGUGCUGUUUAGAUUUAUUCCGAGACAUUUGGUUACUAUUGGGUGUUUUAUUAUUGUCAUCGCUUCGGCGAUUGCCCCGUUCGUGCAGCAGGUCGUCGCUAUCGAUAUGCGAUCGGUACACUCGCCUGAGCAUUCGUCGAUCCAGAUCUGCAACUCUAGUGAGUACAAUGACUGGGGCAGGGGUUCCGGACCCGGUAUGAACAAGGUACCGCUCUCGACGACGGGCGCGAUCUACACCGGUAUCUUCGAAAGCUCAAGCCCAAACAGCAACAGUAUCACCAUGGAUUGCCCGACAGGAAACUGCACGUUCGCCCCGUACCAGUCCCUCGGAUUCUGCAGCAAGUGCGCCAACAUCACGGACUCGCUGGACCUGAACCAGACCGGGUUCGGCAUGGUCCAGAACUACAAAUACACACUCCCGAACAACUGGAACUUUACCACGUCGUAUAGCUCGAUGUAUCUCAUGAACGCAACAGCAGACCGCAAUCUCGUCCAGAUCGAUCCGACAGGCUGGCCGUUAAUCAGCAACUUCACGGCCAUUACGGCCGCAGGAUACGGUAUACCCCCGAGCGUCAGCGCAACAGAAUGCGCCAUCUCCUUCUGCGUCAAGUCAUACGAAGCAUCAGUAAAGAACGGAAAAUUCAGCGAGAAGCUCAUCGACACAGACACAUCCUCCAACUACACCUACGCUUCAGGGACACAAAACAUCGCGCUAACCCCAAAAACAUGCUACUACAACGGAAGCACAUACCACCAACCCUCCGACAACGAAAACUGCACCUUCAACAUCAGCUGGCUCAGUCUAAUAUCCAUGAGCAACUCCCUCGGCCCCUUAUUAAAAGGAAAAGGCUCCCUCUUCGUCAGCAACCGCCCCGACUGGUCCUCCGAAACCGCGCGCGCCAUCUACGGCCAACAAGGCAACCUCACCGAGAUCUCCUCCAUGUUCGACUCCCUCGCCUCCUCGCUAACAACACACGCCCGCUCAAAAGUCUGCGCCGCAACCACCAACGGAACAACCUGGACCGUCGAAUCGUACGUCCACGUGCGCUGGCUGUGGAUGAUUCUGCCAAUUGCGCUGGUGGCGUUUACGUUGGUGUUCUUCAUCGCGACGAUUUGGAAUACGCGGAAUCAGUUUAUUUGGAAGAGUAGUCCGCUUGCGUUGUUGUUCUCGAAUGUCGACGCGCCGGAGGUGCAUCCCGAGUUGAGUAAGAUGGAGAAGACGAGUCAGAGGAUUAAGGCCAAGUUGGAGACUACGGCUAAUGGGGUGCGGUUGAGGCAUCAUCCUUAG